UCUCCUCCCCCCUCCUCCCCCCUCCCGAGGACAAAGACUAAAAUGGGUCACACUCCGGAGAGGAGCAGCAUCUUCUCCUCCAUCAUGUGAUGUAGUUCAUCCUCCUGCAGACUCCAACCGGCUGCUGCUCACCGGACCCGGUAACGACGACAAUCUGGACACAACAACAGCCGUCGGUCGGUGCCGGUUCGCCUUUUAACGAACAAAGGUUCGUUCCUCCGGGAUGGUGACGCGUCUUGCCGGGGCUCGCCUGCAUUGAUUCGGGGAUCUUCACCGGACUCGCCGCCGACGGAUGGACGAUGGACGCGCCGAGUUAACCGGAGGCCUCGCCGGUAAACGCAGAGACGAACUCUACUGAAACAUGAGUCCAAAUACAGUGUAAAAGACGCAAGUCUCGCGAGAACUCCUGAGGCGGACGGAGUCUGGUGCUUCCGUCCAAAGGUGAAGGUGUAUGUGGUCUCCUUCAAGCCCUGGUCUCCAUGACAACCACACACGUCAUAACCACAUCUGUGACUCUGCUUUCAGAGGACUUGGGCUGAAGUCCAGCUCGGAGGACUCUGGACUCUGGCAUCCACGGAGCCUCGGGUGCAGGAAGACUCCAGAUCAGCCAUGACUCCUCCAGCACGCCCGCUGCUGCUGCUGCUGAUGGUGAUGAUGACGUCACUUCCUGCGUCCGCCGUGGAGCCGGAGACCUGUUUCUCCAGACAGCACCAGAGCGCCAUCGUGAAUGUGCGGCAGGCGCGUCCAUCCUCGGCCAUGAGCGCCCGCAAGCUCCAAUCAGAGCGAGACUGCGUCCUCGCAUGCUGCUCCGAGGACGUGAAGCCAGGCGCUAAAUGCAACAUGGCCGUGUUCAACGGCAACAAAGACGCCGGAGAAGAAAACUGCUUCCUGUUCCACUGCAAGGCGGAGCAGGACUGUCCUCUGAUGAAGGCCGAGGGCGGAGUCAACACCUACGACAUCUAUAAAGGUACUCUGUGUUCCACCUGUUCAGGUACUCUGUGUACUACCUGCUCAGGUACUCUGUGUUCUACCUGCUCAGGUACUCUGUGUUCUACCUGCUCAGGUUCUCUGUGUUCUACCUGCUCAGGUACUCUGUGUUCCACCUGCUCAGGUACUCUGGGUACUACCUGCUCAGGUACUCUGUGUUCUACCUGCUCAGGUACUCUGGGUACUACCUGCUCAGGUACUCUGUGUACUACCUGCUCAGGUACUCUGUGUUCCACCUGCUCAGGUUCUCUGUGUUCUACCUGCUCAGGUACUCUGUGUUCUACCUGCUCAGGUACUCUGUGUUCCACCUGCUCAGGUACUCUGUGUACUACCUGCUCAGGUACUCUGUGUUCCACCUGCUCAGGUACUCUGUGUUCCACCUGCUCAGGUACUCUGUGUUCUACCUGCUCAGGUACUCUAUGUUCUACCUGCUUGGGUACUCUGUGUUCCACCUGCUCAGGUACUCUGUGUACUACCUGCUCAGGUACUCUGUGUUCCACCUGCUCAGGUACUCUGUGUUCCACCUGCUCAGGUACUCUGUGUUCUACCUGCUCAGGUACUCUAUGUUCUACCUGCUUGGGUACUCUGUGUUCACCUGCUCAGGUACUCUGUGUUCUACCUGCUCAGGUACUCUGUGUACUACCUGCUCAGGUACAUUUGAGGAGGUAACGUUCUUGCGUCUUCACAUCUUACUUUGUCUU
Molecule: messenger RNA, 1688 nt
Organism: Gasterosteus aculeatus aculeatus (three-spined stickleback)
Lineage: Eukaryota; Metazoa; Chordata; Actinopteri; Perciformes; Gasterosteidae
Source: RefSeq, a predicted model, not a curated record